ACGGAGAAUGUUUUAGGGUUUUUUGAUUGAGCAACGUAAUUCUUACUUCAUCUUCCAGAGUCAAUUUGGAUUGUCGAGUCACCUUUUGAAGAAUCAAUGGACAACGAAGGAGCAAUCGUUUGAUUUAGUUUUUAAAAUUCCAAAAUCUGAUGUCGACGGCGGUUCGUCCUCCGGCGGGACCUGGCCUUCCGGAGAAGGCGGCAGCUGCACUUGUCAAUUCCUUCCGAUUGGCUUCGGUGACGCAGCGAUUGCGUUUCCACGUUCAAGGCGGACCCAGGAGUGAUAUCAAGGAGUUCCAGAUCUGCUGCAUCUCUCUCGCUAAAGGCAUUGAUUUUGCUAUAGCGAAUAAUGAGAUCCCAAAGAAGGUUGAAGAGCUUCCCUUGUUGCUCAAACAGGUGUGCCGACAUAGAACUGAUGUGUACACCAAGACGGCUGUUAUGGUACUGAUGAUCUCAGUUAAGCAUGCUUGUCAGCUGGGAUGGUUUUCGGAUAAAGAGGGUCAAGAACUUAUAGCUAUUGCUGAUGAGAUGAAGAAUAGUUUUGGGAGUCCCGGAAACACUAACCCUGGGAUUAAAAGCCCCGGUGGUACAUUAUCGCAGAUCAUGGAGAGGUUCUAUCCAUUUGUGAAGCUUGGGCAUGUUCUUGUUUCUCUUGAAGUGAAGGCUGGCUAUACAAUGCUGGCGCAUGAUUUCCAUAUCUCAAAGAAGAUGCCGCAUUCUCUCCAAGAAAGAAUUCGGUUAUUUGUUGUCCAGACAGACAGCAUAGACACAUCUGCCUGUAUUAUAAAUCCUCCAGAAGUCAGCAUCCUGUUAAAUGGAAAGGUGGUCGAGAAGAGAGUUAAUAUCGCAAUGGAUUCAGGGCCUCAACUCCCAACAAAUGUUACUGCCAUCCUCAAAUACGGAACGAACCUCUUACAAGUGAUGGGGAGUUCUAAAGGUCAUUACAUCAUCGUGAUUGCUUUUACGGGACUGAUACUGUCACCUGCUAAACCGGUGCUUAAAGAUUACCUUCAGUCUGCAAUCCUCGAGUCAAGUCCAGAUUCUGACAUCAUCGAGGGGCCAUCACGAGUAUCUCUCAAAUGUCCAAUAAGUCGCAGCCGGAUCAAGCUUCCAGUGAAGGGCCAGUUGUGUAAACAUCUUCAGUGUUUUGAUUUCUGGAAUUAUGUCCACAUAAAUAUGAGAAAUCCAUCCUGGCGCUGCCCGCAUUGUAAUCAACCUGUUUGCUACACAGAGAUCCGUCUAGAUCAAAACAUGGUCAAGAUAUUAGAAGAUGCGGGACACAAGGCUGCUGAUGUUAUCAUCCAUGCUGGUGGCACAUGGAAGGUUGCAAGGGAGAAUGAUGGGACCGAGGAACCUGUUCGUGAUGUAAUCAUUCAUGAUCUUGAAGACCCAACUAGCUUCUUAGACUCUGGUCCAGUUGUUUUGGAUCUUACUGGGGAUGAUGAUGAUGAUGAUGCUGAAAUGGAACUAUUUAGUGACACCACCAAGGUUGUGGACCGGAAGCCCCGCUUGCCAGAUGCUCAGGGUCAAUCUAGUGAUAACAACGCAAGCAAAGAUGCUUCAGAAGAUGAUUACGGUUCUUUGUUUAACAUCUCUGAUGUGAUAUCACUUGAUCAGGUGAUGCUAGAUCACUUGAAUACUGGAACGGGUCAAGAAUACCCAAACUUAUCCCAAAUAUCAAUGCCUCGAGAUCCAACACCGGUACCUGCGCCAUUCUCACAGACACCAUCUCCAAGAGAUAGACCAGCAACUACUUCCACUGGCUUCACCGUACCGAAUCCUUCUCCUCAAUCUUCUCAGGCUCAUGUUCCACCUGUUACGCCCACCGGACCAUAUCUUGGUAGAACCUCUAGUCAGAGACGGAACCAGACUUAUACACCUCACGCACCAUUAAUGACAACUUCAUCACAGAACCGGAGGCACCCAGUUCCAGUUACGAGCCAGUCUCCUGGGAAUGCAACGUCUUUUGUUCAGUCUGCGCAUAUCCCCAGAGUACUCACUAGCCAGCCCAAUAGCUAUAUCUUACAAAGUCUAAACAGUAGCCAUGCGAGCGCUAAAAGGCACCGCCCAAGUAGUCCCACUGUACAAUCUGUUUCCAGAACCAGUGACUUAGUGGAUCUGGACUUGACUACUCCUGAUACAACCAAUUGGCGCCCAAGGAUGCGAGGCAGUCUGUCCAGUUCAUAUUCCCCUGCUCUCGACCACAUGAUCAUCCGACCUACCCAACAGUCUCAAACUAGGCUCCACGGUUCACAACCGGUUCAGACACCACCGGUUCAAACGUCUCAGGCUCAGCCGCCUUUUUCAACCGCCCCUCCAGUCUUCCCGACGCCUUCUGGACCGACAGCAACAUGGAGGACUUGAGAGGCCAUAACAAGGGAAGGUUGGUGCUUAGGUCACAACACUAACAUAACGAACUUUGUAACUUAUCUUUUUUUUUCAAGCGGCAUGAACCUGAUUUAGGAUUCCGGGGUGCAACGUUUUAGUUUUGCUCGUAAUUUAGCGAUCAGUUACCUUGUUAAUGACGAUCAAUAAAUAUAUGUCUUCGUAAAUUGGUGGAGAAGUA
This is a messenger RNA of Eutrema salsugineum, 2565 nucleotides long. Its product is annotated as E4 SUMO-protein ligase PIAL2. The record is from RefSeq and is a predicted model, not a curated record. Lineage: Eukaryota; Viridiplantae; Streptophyta; Magnoliopsida; Brassicales; Brassicaceae. Gene Ontology annotation, molecular function: SUMO ligase activity; zinc ion binding. Gene Ontology annotation, biological process: protein sumoylation. The transcript has 16 exons. Bases 150 to 2363 code for a protein of 737 amino acids.